Carya illinoinensis is the source of this 1707-nucleotide messenger RNA. Its product is annotated as gibberellin 20 oxidase 2-like. Gene Ontology annotation, molecular function: gibberellin 20-oxidase activity. The coding region runs from base 160 to 1311 and encodes 383 amino acids. Gene Ontology annotation, biological process: gibberellin biosynthetic process; unidimensional cell growth; flower development. NCBI's taxonomy places the organism in Eukaryota, Viridiplantae, Streptophyta, Magnoliopsida, Fagales, Juglandaceae. The transcript is spliced from 3 exons. The record is from RefSeq and is a predicted model, not a curated record.
UUUCCUCUUACUAAUACAAUGCUCUCUUUAAUUUAAGCUCUGUAGCUCAUUCAUUUAUUUAUAUUCUCUCAGUUUUGUUCUAUAUAUAGUUCUCUCUGUCCUUGUGCUCUAUAAGUUAUAUACAGCUAGCUAAUUCAUCUUGCUCCAGAGCCCUUUAAAAUGUCUCUCAUAUUGGACUCUAGCACUUCACCCAUUCCUGUGUCAUGUCCAUUGAUGGAGCUUAAAGAUGAGAAUGGAGCUUUGGUUUUUGACUCUGCCCUGCAUCAGAAACAAUCGAACUUGCCCAGUGCGUUUAUCUGGCCACUGCGAGACUUGGUACACAGUCAUGAAGAGGAGCUUAAAGAACCCCUGAUAGACCUGGGUCGGUUCAUUCGAGGUGACAAUGCGGCAACUGCUCGCGCAGUGGAGCUCGUGAGGGCUGCUUGCUUGAACCAUGGUUUCUUCCAAGUGACCAACCAUGGUGUUGAUGCCAGUCUCAUUCGUGCCGCAUAUGAGGAGAUGGAUGCCAUUUUCAAGAUGCCUCCCGGCAGGAAGCUCAGCCUUUACAGGAAGCCCGGCUGCUUCUCAGGGUAUUCCGGCGCCCAUGCAGAUCGCUACUCGUCUAACUUGCCAUGGAAGGAGACAUUUUCUUUUGGGUACCAUGGGAACGAGUCCGAGCCCACCGUAGUUAACUAUUUCAAGUCUGUCUUAGGAGAAGAUUUUGAACCGACAGGUUGGGUUUACCAAAGAUACUGUGAAGCCAUGAAGGAAGUUUCUCUAGUGAUUAUGGAGCUCUUGGCACUUAGCUUGGGUGUUGAUCGUUUACACUACAGAAAGUUUUUUGAAGAUGGAAGCUCAAUAAUGAGGUGUAACAACUAUCCUCCUUGCAAAAAAUCUGGCCUCACCCUCGGCACCGGUCCUCAUUGCGACCCAGCCUCCUUGACCAUACUUCAUCAGGACCAAGUAGGAGGCCUUGAGGUUUUUGCAAACAACAGAUGGCAAGCAAUUCGACCUCGUCCAGAUGCCCUAGUUAUAAACAUUGGGGAUACCUUUAUGGCAUUAUCCAAUGGGAGGUAUAAGAGUUGCCUGCACAGGGCAGUGGUGAACAGGGAAAAGGAGAGGAGAUCAUUGGUUUUCUUCGUGUGCCCUAGAGAGGACAAAGUAGUGAGCCCCCCCCAAGAUCUGGUUUGCGGAGAAGGGCAAAGGAAGUACCCGGAUUUCACAUGGUCCGACCUCUUGGAGUUUACCCAAAAGCACUACAGAGCUGAUGUCGCUACCCUCCAAAGCUUCAUCCAAUGGCUUAAUCUAUCUACCAAAAAAUCCAACUUCUAGUACCUUUAAUUGGCAGAUUCUGAUCAACGAAUUAUAUCGAUCUGAUCAAUAUGCAUGAUAUUCUAUUUCCCAUCCCCCAACUCCUUAAUUUCCUCCCUAUUUUGUAUAUAUAUGCAUGUAUGUCGUUUAAGCAAAUAUCUAGCUCACCAGCCAGCUAAUAUUAUUUGGUUUUGGUGUACCCUAGUUCUACUAGUACUAGUACUAGUACCGUAUAUACAUGACAAUUCUCAUGAGUACCAGUACUAGUUCUCAUCAGUACCGUACUCAUGAUAUCUGUAAUUUGAUCUUUCUCUGAGUACUGUAUGGUGCACGUGCAUAUUCAGGCACAGUACGCAUGCAUACGCUAUUAAAGAGAAGACUUUUUAUGUUAUCCAAGUAGUCCAAGUCAUGCAUGAA